UUCGGCGGAGGCGUCAAAGUUAUGCUAAAAUAUAUUGCUUAAUACAAAUAUUCGAUUAACAAGAUGCAUGCCAUUAAGGCCAACUAUAGAAUUGUUUUAUGGGCAGGAAAAUAUUAACAUUUUGCUCAACCAGUUUUUCAGUGUAUUUAAUCGAUUUUAUUUGAAGAACGUUAGUUCGCAUGUGUGCGUGUAUGUUCUCAAGUGUUGCUGACUUUACGCAUGGGAUGUAUGUGAGUGGGAGAGAAGCAAAAAAACAAAAAACGUGGAUCUUGUUCCAUUACUUAUAAGUUCCUAUAGGUUGUGUUCGCAAGCAUCUGCAAUAAUCAAUCAGAAAAAAAAGGAAGUUGAAGUUUAUUUCAUCCCCGCAGAAGUGAUAGUGCUGAUAAUUACCGUUUUUCGACGAUUUAAUACAGAAAAUUACCGAAUAAAGCAAGCGAGUUUGGAUUCUAGUCUUGAGAAGUCAUAAAUUGCAGAGAUUCCCCCGUAUUGGAAAACUCGGUAUGAGUAACAAUGCGGACAAACUACGGAAAAGUCGCAGUAGAACUGCUUCGGCUAACAGAUGGAUAGUAGAGCCAGUGGAUAUUGACGACCGAAGUUUUUUCCAAAGGAGAAACUCGACCAUGAGAGGUAUUGGGGACGAAUCAUCGAUACUCACAUCUAUGUCAUUCGCGUCGCUCCAAAUCCCAGAAUGUAAACCUGCAGAAGGUGAACACGAAAUAGACAGACGGUCCUUCGAGCAGUGGCGUGACAUUCUGGAGGCUUCAAUGAAGUUUUCCGGUAUCACUGAAGAGUCGACCAAAAUGAGCGUGUUCCGUAUGAAAGCAGGGUCCAAGCUGAUGGACGUGCUGGAAGCUACGGUGUCAGGUACGAAAGCUCCGGACGAAGAAACACUGCCGUAUUCUAACGUCAUGUAUCGGCUAAAGGAGUUCUACGGAUCACGAGACUACACUCUUCUGCAACGUCAAAAAUUACGUUCAAUGCGCCAGGAUCUGGCCGAGGGAGAUGUGAUGUUUGUAAAGCGAAUUACUUCCGUAGCCAAGCUAUGCGACUAUGGCACCGAGCAAUUGAUGGAGAGCGUUGCAGACGUCGUGCAGUCCCAAGCUCGACACGUGAAAGUUCGAGAAGCAGCAAGAAAGGUAAUGCGGAAAGGUGGAACAAUUGCAGAGUUGUUGGAUAAAGUGCGCUCCGCGGAGAUUGAACGGCAGAGCGAAGAAUUGUAUGCCAAGAUUCAUCAUCUAGCGCCAGCAGAUGUAGCCGCCGUUUCGUAUACAACGCCGUUUCGUGCACGUUCUCUUCAUAACACCGGGCACUCACCUAACUAUCGAGGAAGAGCGGAUAUACCCCGCUUACGAGGAGCACAGCGUGCGAGAAGUGGUCUGAACCGUUUCGACAGAGGACACGAUAGCCAACGCAUUCCAUGUUGGAGAUGUGGCAGUACUUUCCAUCGCCCGUACAACUGCCACGCAAUCGACAAAGUUUGUCGACGAUGUCAAAUUAAAGGCCACAUUGAACGCGUGUGUCACAGCGAAUCCUCAACACCAACAAAACGGAAUGCAGCUGGGAACUCCGAAUCGUUCCCCGAUUCGAAAAUCCGGAAGAUUGCUAACGUUACCGAAGCCGUGAUCGAGCAGGCGGACAAUAACGAUAAAAAGCCAGUAAGUGAGCAUAACUGAAUAGAACGCAUCAAGAACUUUUUUUUUCUGACAUUCGAUUUGAAUUCUUACUAUACCUUUCCUAUCCAUCAAACCAAUAAGCAAAUAAAUCUGAAAAUAUGCAUUGAACAAUCAGUUUUCAUUCAAAAAAACAAAAACAUUUACAA
This is a messenger RNA of Aedes aegypti (yellow fever mosquito), 1819 nucleotides long. RefSeq lists its product as uncharacterized. The coding region runs from base 501 to 1673 and encodes 390 amino acids. Lineage: Eukaryota; Metazoa; Arthropoda; Insecta; Diptera; Culicidae. The transcript is spliced from 2 exons. Gene Ontology annotation, molecular function: zinc ion binding; nucleic acid binding. The record is from RefSeq and is a predicted model, not a curated record.